Molecule: messenger RNA, 1096 nt
Organism: Musa acuminata AAA Group (dessert banana)
Lineage: Eukaryota; Viridiplantae; Streptophyta; Magnoliopsida; Zingiberales; Musaceae
Product: protein MIZU-KUSSEI 1
Exons: 1
Coding region: 351-1019 (222 amino acids)
Biological process (GO): hydrotropism
Source: RefSeq, a predicted model, not a curated record
UGGUCCAAGUGGUCCGACCUCCCACGCCUUAUCGCAUCUACCCUUUGCCCCUCCAAUCUUUCCAUCACUAACCUUGGUCACAUCCAACCCAACUUGUUGCGUGCCCUCUCUUCCACUUUAACAAAAGCUAAAAGAUUCCAUGGACAAUCAAACCAACCACCUUCCAACCCUUCUCUCUCUCUCUCUCUCUCUCUCUCUCUCUCUCUCUCUCUCUCUCGCUCUCGCCUCUAUAUAGGUAAUUAACUCGGUCCUCUGCCUUCUCAUGGAGAUGCAAUAAAUUGCACCGUAUAGAACUCCCCUGGCUACCAUCUUCUUUAACUUGUAAACGUUGAGAGCGAGCUCUCCACCGGAUGCCAUCACUGACAGAGACACCAGGAGUGAUGUCACUGCUCCGGCACGCCACCGAAGGCCGCCGGUCCAAAACGGGCGGCGGAGGGGUCUUCAAAAUGUUCAAGCUGCUCCCCAUGUUGAGCUCUGGUUGCAAGAUGGUGGCGCUGUUGGGCAGGCCCAGCAAGACAUUGCUGGCCGACAAGGCGAUCGCGGUCACCUUCUUCGGGUACCGGCGGGGAAGGGUCAGCCUGGCCAUCCAGGAGGAUCCGAGGUCACCUCCCUUCUUCCUCAUCGAGCUGCCCAUGCUCACCAGCUCUCUCCACAAGGAGAUGGCCUCCGGCUUGGUCAAGAUCGCGCUGGAGAGCGAGACCCGGACCAUCAAGAAGAAGCUUGUGGAGGAGUACGUGUGGGCCGUGUACUGCAACGGCCGGAAGUCGGGGUACUCGAUAAGGCGGAAGCAGGUGUCCGACGAGGAGCGGCACGUAAUGCAGCUGCUGAGGGGGGUGUCGAUGGGCGCCGGCGUCCUGCCCUGCCUCUCCGAGAAGGACGCGGCCGACGGGGAGUUGACGUACAUGAGGGCGCGGUUCGAGAGGGUGGUCGGAUCCAAGGACUCGGAGUCGCUGUACAUGAUCAACCCUGAUGGAUCCGGCGGGGCUGAGCUGAGCAUCUUCCUCGUGAGGUUGAAGUGAAGAGAGAGCUCGUCUCGGCUUUGUGUGCUUCUGUAUAUAUUCCCUUCUCACUCCUAAUCUUCCAUCUUUUUGCUCGA